Messenger RNA from Pseudoliparis swirei, 3693 nucleotides. RefSeq names its product TBC1 domain family, member 5 (gene tbc1d5). The record is from RefSeq and is a predicted model, not a curated record. The transcript is spliced from 23 exons. NCBI's taxonomy places the organism in Eukaryota, Metazoa, Chordata, Actinopteri, Perciformes, Liparidae. The coding region runs from base 125 to 2737 and encodes 870 amino acids. Gene Ontology annotation, molecular function: GTPase activator activity. Gene Ontology annotation, biological process: activation of GTPase activity.
GCAGACAGUCCCGGGGGCACAGCCGAAAGAGGAGUUCAGCGUGAGCGGAACAGAGUCAUUCUUUUCUUCUGAGUCUUGGCAGAGAAGAAUCAAGAGGCUGUGACAAUCCGGCUGGGUCGCGGCCAUGCAGCACCCUAAUUUCGAGACCCGCCACCCGCUCCAGACAGAUGAGCAGCAGGAGACCGGCUUUGACCCGCUCAAUAAUUUCAACAAGAACCGCAGCAGAGGCUCUCUUGACAGCAGCACUUACUCACAGUCUCAGUCAACCUUCCUCUCGUACAGGAAAGAGUGGGACGACUUGUUCCUCAACAGUAAUUACCUGGCCAGGAUUAGGCAGGCGGGCGUCAAUGGUCGACUGAGGAGCAGCCGCUUCCGGAGCGUCUGCUGGAAGUUGUAUCUCGAGGCUCUUCCAGAAGACAAGGCUCAGUGGAUCAACAAGACCAAGGAGCACCGGGCCCACUAUGAGAAGAUCAAAGAGACGCACAUCACUAACCCUCGCAAAGCUGCAAGCCAGCAGGAUCUGGUUGUCAACAACCCGCUGUCACAGGAUGAGGGGAGCCUGUGGAACAGGUUUUUCCAAGAUAACGAUCUGAAGGGGAUGAUCAAGCAGGACGUGUUGAGAACGUUCCCAGAGAUUCGUUACUUCCAGGACGACGACGUGAGGACCAAGCUGACUGACAUUCUCUUCUGCUUUGCCAGAGAAAAUGAGCAGUUGCUGUAUAAACAGGGGAUGCACGAGCUGCUCGCUCCCAUCGUGUUUGUGCUGCACUGUGACAAUCAAGCCUUCCAGCAUGCCAGCGAGACCGCCAGCCCCAGUGAGGAGAUGAAGUGUCUGUUAAACCCAGAGUUUCUUGAGCAUGAUGCCUAUGCCUUGUUCUCUCAGCUGAUGGCGACAGCAGAGCCGUGGUUCUCCAGCUAUGAGAGGGAAGUGAGAAAGGGUAAGGAGGAGAUGCUGACCAGCAUCCCGUUCGCUCGGCCCCAGGACUCGGGGCCGUCUGUUGCCAUAGUGACCAAAGUCAACCGCAUCCAGGACCUGCUGGUGAAGAAGAACGACAUUGAACUGCACAUGCACCUCAACCGGCUGGAGAUUGCCCCGCAAAUUUAUGGCAUCCGGUGGGUACGUCUGUUAUUCGGCCGCGAGUUCCCGCUCCAGGACCUGCUGGUGAUGUGGGACGCCCUCUUUGCUGACAGCGUCACUCUGGACCUGGUCGACUACAUCUUUGUGGCUAUGCUGCUCUACAUCCGGGACGCUCUCAUUGCUAGUAACUUCCAGACCUGCCUUGGCCUGCUCAUGCACUACCCUCCGCUAGGAGACAUCAACUCCCUGCUACAAAAGGCUCUAUUCCUCCGAGAUCCCAAAAACUAUCCGAGACCGGUCAACUACCAGUUCCAGCAGAACCUGGAUUACUACAAAACAAGGGGAGCUGACCUUAUGAACAAGACACGCUCUGGUCCCAGUCCCAAAACGGCCCCGCUCAACAUCAACAAGGUCUCCAGCAGCCUGCUGAGCUUCGGCAGGAAGCUCAUCUCGCCGGCGAUAUCGGGCGGGUCAGGCGGCAUCUCGCCAAUCAACAGCGAGGUACAUUCCUCCUCGUCCUCCGCCUCAACUUCCCCCGCAACAGCACCAGCGCCCGCCCCGUCUCACCCGCUGGCCGGGCCCCCGCCAGGCCAGGCCCCACUGCAGCCCCAGAGCCACGCCCAGACUCAGCACUACCGCCUGCUCAAGUCCGAGAGCAUGCCCGUACACCUCAGCAAAGAUGUAGUUUCAGGUGGAGUCUCUCAGGACUCUCUCCCAUCCCAGACUCACACUGACACACAAGGCCAAAGCUCCAGGGCAGUUAGCUCCUCCCCCAGCAUAGAAAGCCUCUCUGGUGGGCGGCCUCAGUCCACCGCCUCCCCGCCUCUUCCCCCCUCCAGAGGGAGUGAUGUCGGCACUUCAUCGCCGCCCCUUUCCGCCACCAAGAAGGAGUCGUUCUUCAACAUCUCUCGCUCCAACAGCAAGACCAUGGGCAAGAAGGAGUCGGAGGAGGACCUGGAAGCUCAGGUAUCAUUCCUGCAGGGCCAGAUCAACGAUUUAGAGGCCAUGAGCAAAUACUGUGCCAAGAUGAUGAACACUCACAUCUGUAAUAUCCAAGAAGUGAUUCUCCAAGAACACCUGGAGAAAGAGGAUGAGGUCCUGGUGUCACUGGCUGGACUGAAGCAGGUCAAGGACAUCCUUCAGGGAGCGCUGCGCUUCAACCAAAGCCAGCUGGAGGCCGAGGAGAACGAGGUGAUCUCCAUCGCUGACGAUCACUACACCACCAUGGCCGCCGCUGAGACUGCUCUGAGGGCCAACAAACCCGGCGUUGACCACCAACAACAAGGAAACGACAGACAGAGCCGGGACUCUGAUCUGGACGGGAGGAUAGUGAGCACAGAUGAGAAGGAAGAGGAAGAGGAGGAGCAGGUGUCGGCCCCACCCGAGCAACUGGUGGCGUCCUGCCUCGGCUCCGAGGGUAAGAACUGGGACGACUACAUCCUCGUGUGCCAGGACGGAGACCUGGCUGCUGCCGGUGGGGGAGGAAAGGCUGCAGCCGAGCGCACCCCUCCCCUCAGGCGACUGGAGCCCGAGGGUGCGGCCGAGACCUUCCAUGACCCCCUGAUGGCCGGCACCGCCUCGGGCUCUUCCAGCCCAGACGAGGGCUCCACCCACAGCAAGGACUCUGACUUCACCAUUGUUAACCCAGGCGACCUGUGAAUGAGCCAAGUCAGCCAACCACUCCUCCCGCUGCUCCUCUUUAAACCUGUGUCGUAUCCCAUUCAUAGGAUGGGAUUUAAAAAAAGAAAAAACUGACAUGGGAUUAGAGGCUGGAAUCUGCAGCUUUUGACGGAGCUCUGCCGGGAGCUGCCGUCAGAAAAGAAAUUGCACAUUUGAACGGUGACACUUCCAGUCGUGAAUCCCUUCUACUCUGUCUCUUUACCUGUCAUCUGUGCCACUUCAGCCUUGUCUAAGCUGAUGCUGUAUGUUAUGUCAUUUACCUAACGCCCGUCUCCUCGAUGUGUUGGGUCCUGUCACACGUGAUAUUUAAUGUAGCACCCUACUCUACUAGAGAGGGUGCCAUUGCACUGCUUACCCUGUCACGACACGAUUACUCUGUUGGACCUCAAACUGCAACUUCCAUCCUGGGGAGGACUCUCUCUCCUCGCGAGAUUACUGUAACGAUCGGGAGUGUGAUACUCCGAUUCUUCUGAAUGUGAAGAUCUGGCCAUACCUCCGUCUGUAAAUGUGUAUGUCCGUACAGAGGGAGCUUUCUUCUCUGAUACUCAAAGAAAAGGAUGACGUCUCCCCCCUCCUGAACCAGUGCCUCUGACCAUUAUUUGUCUCUCAACAAAACCUUACUCUGUGAUCAUAUUCUUUUUGUUCGCUUUAUUUUUUUAUUUUUAAGAGAAUACUUUUAACACUUAGUUUAAAUUCCUCGAUGACAAUUAUUAAAUCACGGAGUAAAUCUUUUUUCCUGACUUUCCUCCUUUUUUUUUUAUUGAUUCCAAUGUGGACAUUUUUAUGUGGUAAUUGACAGUUUGCUUUUCUCACAUUAUAACUGAGAUGUUCUCGUGUCCUGUGGAAACCAUGUAAAGCAGCGCACGCAAAGAAUGUCCCAUAGCUGCCCAUUCAGCGUGAUGAACUCGAGACCAAUAAAAGUACAUCGCGCUGAC